GAAGAGAAACUGAAACUGAAGAAAGUAAAUUUAGGCGAAUAACCUUCUAGGAAUUGAUGGAUUUCAAUUUCAAGAAAUAUCGAAUUUGAAAAGAAUCAGAGUCUGAGAAUCUUAAGUUUCUUGAUAUUUCAUAAUAUAUAAUGGCAGGAAGUCGACUUGAGAAGAUUGGAACAAUUUAUACAAGGACCACAGGUUUACUUCGCUCUGGAGCACUGAAUUGGCAAGAUCGACCACUAUGGUAUGAUAUAUAUGAAGCGUUUCCACCAAAAGAAGAACCCAGGUUUGAUAGGCCCAUUCCUAACAUGAAACUUAAGACCAUUUUCUACAAAGAGGACAAAAUCAGAGCCAUGUUCCAUAGGAAUAAUAAACAUAUCGGCACGACGAACAUGUCCAAUAAUAAAUAUACAUCAUUAACACAAAGGUUCAUUGAAACUUAUCAAAAACUAGAAUCAGAAAAUCGAGACCUUCCAGAAGAAGAAUUAUAUAAGCAAGCAAUUGAUGUUCUCAAAUGGGAUCGGGAAGUUAGAGCCCAAGCAGAAAAUGAAGAGGCCAUUAGUUUGAGUACUGCAUUCAAGGAAGCAAAAUCAAAACAGGAUUCAGACCAAGAUAAAAUUAAAAUAGAUGUGAAAGACAUUUUCAAGUAGGUGUUUUGUGUAAUGUAGAAUAGCAUUAACCCAUGAGUUGAAAAGAAUUAUAGAACAUUGGUAAAAUCGAA
Molecule: messenger RNA, 715 nt
Organism: Phaedon cochleariae (mustard beetle)
Lineage: Eukaryota; Metazoa; Arthropoda; Insecta; Coleoptera; Chrysomelidae
Source: the annotation of a GenBank genome assembly